This is a messenger RNA of Zasmidium cellare ATCC 36951, 1065 nucleotides long. RefSeq lists its product as uncharacterized. The record is from RefSeq and is a predicted model, not a curated record. The transcript has 3 exons. Bases 1 to 1065 code for a protein of 354 amino acids. Lineage: Eukaryota; Fungi; Ascomycota; Dothideomycetes; Mycosphaerellales; Mycosphaerellaceae.
AUGUCGGGCCAACAGCAUGAAACCAACGCAGGAUACGAAGAAAGACGCCGCCGUCGUCAACAAGCAGCAACACACGCCCGUACGCAAGCUCAAGCCGGCACCCAGAACCCAGGACGAGCCCAGCUCAGCCAAAUCUUAACUACUCGGCGUCAGGAGAUAGGCCGGACAGUCGUAGAGGUGUUUAAUGGUGGUUACUAUAGCAUCGGCAUCCGGUCGCAGAUGAACGUCGUUAACUUCGAUGGCCGGGAGUUGGUACUUCAAUUCGAUGACCUGGCCGAGCUGUGUGAUGGUGAUGGGAAUACUCUGGCUUCCACGGGUCUUGAAGUUACGACGAGGGAGACUAUUGGGGAGGAGGAAGAUGAUGACGAUGAUGAGAGCUUUGUAGCAAACAGCUCGACGUCUGGUGGCGAUCGCAGCAACGCCAGCUCAUCAUCGGCGUCAGAUCAAGGAUAUGAGGGCGACAUUGGCGACAGCGACGCGGAGUCCGACUCUGAACAGGAGACCUACAGAGAAGAGAUUCAGGGGCGGCCAACUUCCAUCAACUUCAGCUACGAGGGCACGCUCGCAUUGCUCCGAGAACUCGGCGGUGAAGGUGGCGGAGAAUCCACGACUAAUCCGCAAAACUUCGAAGCUCAAGUGCUGAGGGGGCUGGAAGAUAUUGCAGGGCGAAGUGUAUACCAGGGAGGCACCCAAGAAGAUCGUCCUCUGCCAGCUCUUUACCACGACAACCACGACGACUUAGAUGCUACCCCUGCGUCAGCCCCUCCGCCAAGGCCUGAGCACGUGUACACCGCUCUCCGCGCCAUGGAUGGCGAGUGGACGCAUGUGGUGCAGCACGGUAACAUCAGCAGGCUUGGUCAACGUCGGGACUUCAGCCUAAUAGACGACGAGGCGUUCGAUGCGAUGAUAGACAUCGUACAUCGAUAUCGAGUCAACCCAGAUGAAGUUGAUCGGAACGGAGUUGCCGAUUCGGCUGCUCAGGCAUUGCGGGAGGCUGGAGUUGAAUGGACUGAGCUCGUUGACUUUCUCCGUCGUGAGCAGAGGAGGGCAGCAGUAGUUUCGUAG